UUUGCACUCAGUGAAAAUUUCAUCACCGUUGUAGACAGUUCAUUUCCGAAAGUACGCGGACGAAUUUGAGAUCUCAAAUAUUUUAACACAUAAUUUGGUUCAAGUUUUGGUUCAUAAAAUAAAAAAAAUUCAAAUAAAAAAUUAUUGUAGAGUUUAGUAAAAAUUCAAAAAUUAUUUCAAAACCGUUAAUCGAUAAAAAAUUAAAUAUUGAAAUUCAUGUACGCUAAGUCAAGGCGAACCACAACAAUAACAACAACAACGGCAACGACAAGUACAAGCGAUUAACGCAUUAAGCCAAUUGCAAGUAGAGCCGAAAAACCUACUCACCUACUUUCGGUCGCACACAGCGCCCACAGGAUACACACAUAGCUACAUACACGAACGCAGCGCAGCGCCGCAGUGCAAAGCAUUUGGGCGUGACUGUCAGGCAUUUCAACGACUCAGCACUCAACGACGACGGACAAGUAAGCGCGCCGCAGCAGCAACAACAACCGCCGUGUGGAAAUCCUAUUUAAUAAAACACUUUUGUGUGCUCAAUUUGCCAACUUCCUGUGUAUCCGUAGCGUUUAACAACGGUAUAAGCGCUCACGCCUAUUAAGGCAUUUAGCUCUGGUUAAGGUACAGUUGAACACCGACAGACAGCGAGACAGUUGAGCGCACGUGUGCAAAGCGUCUCGAACUGAACAGCGCAGCACUGUUCGGUUAACUCGCAGUUUUCUGCCAAUAUUAGCGCUAUAGCAACUGCUGGGUGUGGGCGAUACUGCGCCCCGCCACCGCAGUGAUGCAAGCAAAUUUCGAUUCCAACGUCACAGAAAAGGAGCCUAAAACCAGCACCCUGAAUUUCUCAUCGUUCAAAUCAAGCUUUACUUCCAAUGUUAAUUUCCUGAAGAGAAGAUUUAGCUCGGGAGACCUAUCUUCCGAGCAUGACGAUGUCGACCCCAGUCAACUGCCGCCUGCUGCGCGGCCCAUUCAGGAUCAGCCAACGAAGCCGCCAAUUAGCAGUGGCGGUCCACCGGUUAUGCCACCACCGCCAGCACCGGGCGUUCCGGCAGCCGGCACUGGCGCUGCCGGUGCUCCCGGCGGUCCGGAGUUGUCGCUGAGUUUCGGUGGUGGCAAGACGGCGGCACCAGCACCACCGCGCGGCGUUAGCGCCCCAACCAGCCCGGCGAAGUCGCGCGAGAGCUUGCUACAACGUGUGCAGAGUUUGACGGGAGCAGCACGUGAUCAAGGCGCUUCCAUUUUGGGUGCUGCGGUGCAGAGUGCCACACGAGCGCCAACCUUCAACAAGGACAAGUACUUCACGUUGCUCGUACUCGACGACCAAAACACCGACUGGUCGAAGUAUUUCCGCGGCAAACGGCUACAUGGCGAUUUUGAUAUACGUGUGGAGCAAGCUGAGUUCCGGGACAUUUCGCUUACUGCCAGCGCCGAAACUGGACCCAUUAUUUCCAUGGCUGUCUACCGUGGCGGCACUAGGGUGGCACGCUCAUUCCGACCAGACUUUGUGCUGAUACGUCAACCACCACGUGACGGUUCCAAUGACUAUCGCUCGACCAUUAUCGGGCUCAAAUAUGGCGGUGUGCCCAGCAUUAAUUCGUUGCAUUCGAUUUAUCAAUUUCAGGACAAACCUUGGGUAUUCGCUCACUUGCUGCAAUUGCAACGUCGCUUGGGUCGCGACGCUUUUCCACUGAUCGAGCAGACAUUCUUCCCCAAUGCUAGGGAUUUGUUCAGUUGGACUAAGUUCCCGUGUGUUUUGAAGGCAGGUCAUUGCCACGGUGGUGUGGCCACCGCUCGGCUCGAGAAUCAGAGCGCUCUACAAGACGCAGCCGGCCUUGUCACCGGUUCGGGCAACGAUGCGCACUGCUAUUGCACCAUUGAGCCAUACAUCGAUGCUAAGUUCGAUGUGCACAUUCAGAAGAUCGGAAAUAAUUACAAGGCCUUCAUGCGCAAAUCGAUCUCAGGCCAUUGGAAAACUAAUCAAGGCUCAGCGAUGCUCGAGCAAAUCACGUUAACCGAGAAGUACAAGUCCUGGGUGGAUGAGAUUUCUGAACUCUUUGGCGGCAUGGAAGUAUGUGGCAUUUCCGUGGUGGUCGGCAAAGACGGCCGUGAGCAUAUAAUCAGCGCUUGCGAUUGUACAUUCGCUCUAAUUGGCGAUAGUCAGGAAGAAGAUCGGCGCCAGAUCGCCGAUUUAGUUUCGGCACGAAUGCAAAAUGUCUGCCGCCCAAGCAUGGCACAGACUGGUGGACCACCACAUGGUAUCCGCCAACCAUCACGCUCAUCUAUUUCCUCGCGUGGUGAGAGUCCUACCGAGGAUAUGGCACCGACACCACCGGCACCCGCCGGUCCACGCCCCGCGCCAAUGGGUGGUCCACCACCAAUACCGGAGCGCACUUCACCAGCAGUCGGCUCAAUUGGACGCCUCAGUAGCCGCAGCAGCAUUUCCGAGGUACCUGAGGAGCCAACUGCACCGGCUCCGACCAGUGUACCCGGCAGCGCGGGCGGUGUGGUCCGUCGUGAUUCACAAACAUCGCAGGCAUCGAGCGUAUCGUCAGCCUCCAGGGUCUCGGCACGUCCUCCGCAAACUCAAAGUUCCGUUGUUGAAGAUGCGGAGGACACAAUGAAGAAUUUGCGUAAGACCUUCGCGGGGAUAUUUGGUGACAUGUAGGAAUUAGCGAACAAGAAACGCGGAAGAACAGCUAGCGAGACAAGCAGCGGUGGCGGCGGUGGACCAGGCAGUGCUGGCGGCAGUGGCAUAAGCGGUAUCAGUACUGGUUCAUUUCUAGGCAAGCAAUUCUCGUUUGCUAGUGGCGGUGGCAAGUCGGUUAGCGGCAGCACAUCAAGCGUUGCCUCAGAUGUGAUCUCAGCACAACCGUCACCAAAACUACCAGCUGAGAAGCCAUACGAUGCACGCUCGGACACCUCAACGAACUCCACAUUGACAGCGGGCAGCAUGAGCGUUAGCGCCAGCUCCGCUGCUAGCUACAGCAGCAAGCCAUCUUCCAGCGUUUUAGAUACAUUCCAAGAGGAGAACAAAUACAAGCCAGUCACCAAUUUUGAGCCACAGGAGCGUGUUAAUCCCUUCGAUAAGGGCGCACUAAAAACUUCCGCAACCAAUCAAACUAUCGGUAGCGCUGUCUCCACCACAUCAUCUUCAUCGAUCUCAUCCUCAUCGAUUUCGUCGCGCAUCAAUCGUAACGGUAAUAUGGGUAUUAAGUCACCACCACCACCGGCUGGACCACCACCGCCACCACCGACAGGCGCUGUCGCCAGCAGCAGCUAUCGCAACUCAAUCUCGACCACGCCACCAAGUGUCGGCAAGGAUAACCGCACCUUUAACUACGGCAGCUCAACUUCCAUUGAGACCAUAACACGCAUGGAUACCAAUACAACCACCACCACAACAGCUGGUCCAAGCAGUGAUGCCGCCGCUGCUAUUGGUGCAAUUGCUGAUGAUGCCAACAAUACAACUGGAAUCGCUGGCGCUACUGCUUCUGCGAGCGGUGGCCCUGACUGGAAAUCGAAGAUGGGCAUACGUUCGGCAAGCGUAUACAGCGCGCCAGCCGCCGUCAGCACCACUUUACCAGCAGCUGGCGAUACCUCCGGCUAUGCAUCCAACUCGAGCCCCGCCUCGAACGCCUACAAUACCACAGCCGAUCUGCCAUCGUACACACGACCAUCAUAUUCGCGCUCCGAGAGCAAUGCUUCCAACAAACAAUCCGAUUUGGACAUAAUCUUUGGCGACACCAACAACACUAAGCCUAGUUAUGCUAACGGCAAGUACACACGCGCUAGCGGUUCACUCUCCGAUGCCGAACUCAUCUUCGGCGGACCACCGACCAAUUACAAGGCCGAUCGGUUUGGCGCCUCCAAGAGCAUGAGCGUCACAUCAGAGCGCAGCAACGAUGGCAAUGGCAGCUACAAUUCAUACCGCACCUACGAGGGUAUACAAAAUGCGGCCUUCAGCGAUUUUAGUGAUUCGCCGAAGACGGGCAGUAUUAGCAGCAUAAAUUCGUAUGGCAACACGAAUCGUUGGAACAAGCCAACUGUUGAAGAGGAUGACGAAUUGGAUUUGAAGUAGGACAGGGUAAUAAACCUUAGCAAAAUUAAAGUUCGUUGAAAUGCUGGUCUAUAAUAUAUAUGUACAUGUAUAAAUGUGUAUAUACAUACAUGACCAGCGAUUGAAAAACGCAAACUUUAAGUUAUAAUAGAAAAGUAAAAUUGAAUAGAUAUAUAUGAAGAGUAAUCAACACAUACACAUGCGCAUCUUUCGCCUCUGAAGUUUCCUGGUUUCAUAGUGGAAAGAAUCCUUCAUAGCAGCAAGCGUAGAUCAAUAUUAUGGUUUUUGUUUUAUUUGAUUUUUAUUUCAAAUACUUUAUUUUCUUUGCUUAGAAAUUAUAGUUAAAUUUGAUUUUGAAAAAAUUGUGCUUCAAAUUACUUUUUCCUUUACGAAACAUAUUGGACUUGUUUUGAGUAUUCGUGAAGUUCUAUGAGUAAAUAAUUUGAGAGAAAAUUAAGAACUACCUUUAAACACUCAUCAAACGUUAACUACGACAUCAAUUUCCAGCACAAAGUCAUUUAUGAAAAGCUCUAUCUCUCUCUCUUUUACCGGAUAGAGCUGAAAGUGUUAUUGGAUAAUCUCUGGGAGACGGUUGUAUUAAGAAAUACGGUAUUCGAGAGUUCGGUUAUUCAUUAAUUAUUAGAUUUGCUAUUAAAAGUAAGUCUCAAGUCCAAGUUGUGUCGGAGAAUUUUUAAAUUAUGUUUUUUGUAAUUUUAGAAAAGUAAUUUUUUUUCUAAAUGUAUACUCAAUGUAUAUCAGGUUUAUUAAAAUUAAUAAAGUAUUCUAAAAAAUUUUUAAACGCUUUUGCUUAUAUAUCUGCGAUUUUAUUUUAUUAUUCAUGAUAUUUAAUUUAAGUCAAUUCUUAAUUUUUUUUUUUAAUUUUAAUUUUGAAAUAAAAAAACGAUUUUAGCAAAAUAAUUAAAGUUCGAAUAUUUUAUUUAAAAAACUCUAAUCUCUUAAACUUUAUAUUUAAUCGAUUAAUUAGCAGUCAUUAAAAUUAUUCAUCUAAACAUAAAUGAAUUUUCGAAAAUCAUUUUUAAAAAGUAGUUACUCAAAUAACACAUACAACUACCACCUAUUUACUCAACAUUAAAUACUUAAAAACAAAACAUACAAAUCACUAUACGAGUACUAUAUAGAAAUAUAAACACAAUACAAUAAUAUUGACACUAGAUGUAUGUGAAAGAAAGCGAGAGAAAAAGUG
Zeugodacus cucurbitae (melon fly) is the source of this 5261-nucleotide messenger RNA. RefSeq names its product synapsin (gene Syn). The transcript is spliced from 15 exons. The record is from RefSeq and is a predicted model, not a curated record. Gene Ontology annotation, cellular component: synaptic vesicle; synaptic vesicle membrane. Gene Ontology annotation, molecular function: ATP binding. Gene Ontology annotation, biological process: neurotransmitter secretion. NCBI's taxonomy places the organism in Eukaryota, Metazoa, Arthropoda, Insecta, Diptera, Tephritidae.